Molecule: messenger RNA, 456 nt
Organism: Vigna angularis (adzuki bean)
Lineage: Eukaryota; Viridiplantae; Streptophyta; Magnoliopsida; Fabales; Fabaceae
Exons: 1
Coding region: 1-456 (151 amino acids)
Source: RefSeq, a predicted model, not a curated record
AUGGCUCUAGUAAGAGGUCCAAUGUGCAUCUUAGAUGGUCCUCCAUCAGUUGUGCUUUUUGAUUUAGGGGCAACACACUCCUUCAUAGCGAAGGCAUGUGUUGAAAAGUUGGGUAUGUCUGUAGAAGAGUUAGGCGUGGAUGUGUUGGUGUCCACACCAACAUCAGGAUUGUUUGGGACGUCUUUUGUGUGUGCCCGUUAUCCGAUUGUUGUAGAGAGAGGUCGGUUCAAGGUAAACCUCAUUAGUUUACCUUUGCAAGGAUUAGAAGUAAUCUUGAGAAUGGAUUGGCUAUCCAUCAAUCGCAUCCUUAUCAACUGCGAUGAUAAGGAGAUGUCGUUUCCGGAUGAAGACAAAGAUGUCUUUGUCAAUCGGCAAGACCUCCUGGAAGGUGCUAGUUGCUUCUUAGAGUUAUUGCCUAUGGAAGUGACUCAAGUUUCAAAAUCAUGCGGCGCAUGA